AUUCUAUAGAACAGAAUAACAUCGCCGGUUGAGCUUCCCGAACUGCACAGCUGAAAAGCACUCGAUUCGGAUAAGUUUCGUAGAAUGUGGCUCACGGCGCGCAAACGUCUCCUAGAUGUCUCCGCAAAACAGCUGAGAGUGGCGCAUGAUGCAUCUAGGCUCCUGUCGCGGCCUCAGUCCGCCAGUUACGCCACCAGAUUCUCUUCGGAAAGCACACAAAAAGCACUCAAGGAUCACAACACCAAUUUCGGUUAUGAGAAAGUGAGCGAGGACCAAAAGCAACAAAUGGUCAAAGGAGUCUUCAAUUCGGUUGCGUCGAAUUAUGAUCUGAUGAACGAUGUGUCUUCGCUCGGCAUCCAUCGUUGUUGGAAAGAUCACCUGGUCGAGAAGAUUCGUCCGGUGCCCGGUAUGAGGCUUCUCGAUGUUGCCGGCGGUACAGGAGACAUAGCCUUACGUUUCAUCAAACAAGCCAAAAUCAAUGGACUACGAUUGGGGAUUCGGAGCGAGAAGCCAACUGAGGCAGUCGUCUGUGAUAUAAACUCGGCUAUGCUGGCAGCCGGGAAAAGUCGCCCUGGUAUUCCCAGAGGAGUAUCGUGGCUUGAGGGUAACGCGGAGGAGCUGCCCCUCGAAGCCGCGUCGUUCGACGUGGUGACGAUAGGGUUCGGCAUUCGAAACGUGACCCAUAUCGAUCGCGCGCUGGCGGAAGCUCUGCGGGUUCUGAAGCCCGGAGGCCGUUUCUACUGCUUAGAAUUCUCUCAGGUCGAGAAUCCGCUUUUCUCAAAAGUUUACGACCUGUAUUCGUUCCAAGUCAUCCCUGUCAUGGGUCAGAUUUUCGCCGGCGAUUGGAAAUCGUAUCAAUACCUUGUCGAGUCAAUCCGGAAGUUCCCCAGUCAGGAUGUAUUCUCCGAGAUGAUCCGGAGCGCUGGAUUCAAAUGUGUCUCCCACGAAAACCUUUUCAAUGGCGUCGCCGCGAUACACGUUGGUUUUAAGAUAUAGUAGGCUCUUCGCUGUUUGAAAUCGAAGCGCUUCCAUAGGCUGUAAUAUAUGUUCAGAAGAAUAGAACUCU
Messenger RNA from Galendromus occidentalis (western predatory mite), 1066 nucleotides. It is a transcript of the gene Coq5, whose product is annotated as ubiquinone biosynthesis protein COQ3, mitochondrial. The record is from RefSeq and is a predicted model, not a curated record. The coding region runs from base 85 to 996 and encodes 303 amino acids. Lineage: Eukaryota; Metazoa; Arthropoda; Arachnida; Mesostigmata; Phytoseiidae. The transcript is spliced from 4 exons. Gene Ontology annotation, biological process: ubiquinone biosynthetic process. Gene Ontology annotation, molecular function: 2-methoxy-6-polyprenyl-1,4-benzoquinol methyltransferase activity.